Erinaceus europaeus (western European hedgehog) is the source of this 2060-nucleotide messenger RNA. It is a transcript of the gene PLA2G2D, whose product is annotated as phospholipase A2 group IID. The transcript is spliced from 4 exons. NCBI's taxonomy places the organism in Eukaryota, Metazoa, Chordata, Mammalia, Eulipotyphla, Erinaceidae. Bases 45 to 482 code for a protein of 145 amino acids. Gene Ontology annotation, molecular function: calcium ion binding; phospholipid binding. Gene Ontology annotation, biological process: phospholipid metabolic process; lipid catabolic process; negative regulation of T cell proliferation. The record is from RefSeq and is a predicted model, not a curated record.
GGGGACUUCCAGUGGCUGUUCCCUGCUCUCUCUCUGCCGGAAUCAUGGAACUGCCCCUGCUCUGUGUGCUGGUGGUGUUAGCAGGUGUGAUUCCAACCCAGGGCGGGAUCCUGAACCUCAACAAGAUGGUCAGGGAACUGACGGGGAAGAUCCCCCUCUUCUCCUACUGGACCUACGGCUGCCACUGUGGACUUGGCGGGAGAGGACAGCCGCUAGACGCCACAGACUGGUGCUGCAAAGUCCACGACUGCUGCUAUGCCCACCUGAGGCAACACUUGUGUCGCCACCACACGGACCACUACAAAUACAACCUCUCCCAGGGCGCCAUUCAGUGCACUGGCAACAGGAGCUUCUGUGAGCAGCAGCUGUGCGCGUGUGACAAGGAGGUGGCCCUCUGUCUGCAGCGGAACCUGGACACCUACCAGAAGAGGCUUCGGUACUACCGGCGGUCCCGCUGCCAGGGUCAGAAGCCCAUGUGCUAGGAGAAGCCGCCCGCACCCUCCCGCCCUGCCGCUCCUGAGCUCUGCAAAGUCUCCGAGGAUUGCUGACACCCAGCCACAGUGCUUAGCCCCCCACCCCACCCUAAUCACUUGUCUUUAACCCCAGAAGAUGAAGGGUCUUGUCUUCCCCCAGCCCAGCCCACCCCUGUGGCACCUUCUAACUCCUCUGAGGCUGUGUUAGGAACUUAAGGGAAGACAAGGUCUCAGAGCAUCGCUGCUGGGGUCAAGUGUGACUCUGGGAGCCAAGUUGUGACAGGCCAUCACUGCCACUUGCCAGGCCUCCUGGGCCCAGUUGCACCCUCUCCAGUAAACUCUCCAAGCGACAGCCAGACAGGGCAGCUUCUCAAGAGGGUGACUGUUACACCUUCAUCCACCUGCAGGAUGCAGGAGUUCAGGGCCCUAAGCUGGUCCUGUUCCGUCUCUCCAACUGAGCUCGGAGGUCUGCAGGAGCACACAGGAGCGUAUUGGGCUGACUUGCGUGUCUGGAGCCAAGCAGGAGGUCUGCGCAGCAGCCCAGGGCUACAGGAAGCCACCUCUGGCUCGGGCUCCGGGACACCUGCCAGAGGGGAUGGUCUCUAGGCACCUUCCUUCUGAGUUCGGGUCCAGGCCAUUUCAGCCAGGCUCCCAUGCUGUGCUCUGCCAGCCACCGUCCAGCCUCCAGAUGAAGAAGUCCCGCUCGGGUCCAGAGACCACCCUACGGACACUCUCCCAAACUGACUCCCUCCUGCCCCAAGUCCUCACUCCCACCUCAGCUCCCAGGGGCCUGCGGCUCCUCAGCUGAGUCCUGAGUUGUGAUGUGUGCGCUCAGUCCGGAAUCCUAAGUUACAUGCGAUCAGCUGGACCCGGCUGGCUCCCCACAAUCCCCACUAGAUUGGAGCUCCAGCGGAUGGAGGCCAUAUCUGACUCGCCUCUGCCCCCCCCCCCCGGCUCCCAGGCCCCAUGAGUGGGAACCUGUGUGGUGUCUGCAGGUCAGACCGCCUGCUCAGGCCUCCUGGGAUCCCUCUCGCCCUUCCCUUGCACCCCUCCCCCUCUGCUCAGUGGUGACUAGAGUCAAGUAGCACCUAGUGGAAUUGCCACCCUCCACCUCUGAGCGGGAGCAGCUGGGUGGUGGUGCACUGCUGGCCCAGUUCUUGUGGGUCGGGCUGGGUGUCUGGAGCCACCUCUUUGCACCGCUUGCCCCUAGACGAUCCUGUCUUCCUUGAUCUCUUGCAGGCUUCUCCCAAGGGCACUCCCUCAAAUUCUUCUUUAUUUUUAUUUUUUUGUUUCCAAGGUUAUCACUGGGCUCAGUGCCUGCACUAUGAAUCCACUGCUCCUGGAGGCCAUUUUCCCCAUUUUAUUUUAUAAGACAGAGAGAAACUGAGAGGAGAGGGGACUACGGGGGGAGGGGGGGAGGAAGAGACACCUGCAAGCCUGCAGUGAGUGCCACAUUCAAAGUGUCCUCUCCUCCCCCCACCCCAGGGGAGGGGGCUCGAACCCAGGUCCUUGCGCUUAGUACUAUGUGUGGAUAAAUGGGUGUGCUGCCACCUGGCCUACUCUCAAUAAAUCAGAAUUCCAAUUGCA